This is a messenger RNA of Oncorhynchus tshawytscha (Chinook salmon), 2021 nucleotides long. Its product is annotated as 4-galactosyl-N-acetylglucosaminide 3-alpha-L-fucosyltransferase 9-like. The transcript is spliced from 2 exons. Bases 512 to 1624 code for a protein of 370 amino acids. Gene Ontology annotation, cellular component: membrane. Lineage: Eukaryota; Metazoa; Chordata; Actinopteri; Salmoniformes; Salmonidae. Gene Ontology annotation, molecular function: alpha-(1->3)-fucosyltransferase activity. The record is from RefSeq and is a predicted model, not a curated record.
UGUUGCAAUUAGUUAUAUUUGAAGAUGGAUAGAAAAGCUAUAUUUUUGUUGUUGUAUUAUUACAAUCCAUAACAGGGCUAGAAUUGUGUGUUUCAUUAUUUGUCUCCUCUAUGAGAACUUUGUAUUUUUUAAAUAGCCAUGGAGUAGUCUUUGUGUCUCUGAACAACUGGUUAUCAAUAUACAGUUUAUCGACCACGAGAACUACGCGUUUUCCUUUCAAUCUAUUUUCCUUGAAAAUUGGAUACAGAACUUUACGCCGUUCUGCAAUUUCCUUCGGGAACUGGUCAUCCAUGCCUAUUUUCGUGCCUUUUACCCAGGCUUUUAACCAUUAUUUUAUGUUUAAAGAAAGCACAUUUGGCAACGAUUGGGCGUUCAUACCUCUUCCGGAAGCAAUGUACACUUUCGAGUUGAAUUUUGUUGAUAGCUUCGCGUGGGGUCUGAUGCGCUGUAAGGAGGAACGAUCUAACUACAGAUUCGGGAACGUCUUCUUUCUCUUCGAUACCUGACAAACAUGUCAUCAACAACUUCCAACCGAACACAUCAUCUAACUCUGAUAGCUACUCUUGGUGUUUUGUGUUCAGUGGUACUAUUUUUUGUUUACUUUAAACCCUCAUCUACUGCAUGUUCAUCUCGGUUGGAGGAUUUGCCAUUUUUGGCAAAGGGAGAUGUUUCCUCACAUACCAAAAAGCCUGUGGAAAAGCCACUUGUGUUGCUCUGGUUCUGGCCACUGGGUGUGAGAUGGAAUUUUUCAUUCUGCCAAACCCAUUUCAACAUCGAUAGCUGUGUUCUGACAGAUGACAGAUCCCUUUAUGACAAAGCAGACGGAGUGGUUAUUUUUCACCAAGACAUCAGCUGGGACCUGAAGAACCUGCCUCAGUCUCCUCGGCCACAUUUUCAGAAAUGGAUCUGGUUUCAAUUGGAAUCACCAACAAAUACUGCCAGAAAACCAGGUGUGGAAAACCUCUUUAACCUCACUUUGGGCUAUAGACGAGAUGCUGACAUCACAGUGCGAAAUGAAUUGACAACCGUGAAGAAUGAAAAGGACAGUGAGUUUGUGCUGCCCAAGAAGGAUAAAUUGGUUUGUUGGAUUGUGAGCAACAACAAUCCUGCAACUGGGACAGGAACCAGAGCAAAGUACUAUCAAGAGCUGGUCAAACACAUCAAGAUAGAUCUUUUUGGUGCUGCUUUUACAGGGAGUCGUUUGAAGUAUGAGGACUAUUACUCAACCCUUGCUAGCUGUAAAUUCUACCUUUCAUUUGAGAAUUCAAUCCACAGAGACUACAUCACAGAAAAGGUGAACGGACCACUUGUAGCAGGAACCGUACCAGUAGUCUUGGGCCCACCCAGAGAGAACUAUGAACAGUUUUUCCCAGCUGAUUCUUUCAUUCAUGUAAAUGACUUUACUAAUGCAAAGGCACUGGCUGACUUCCUUCUUCACUUGGACAAGAAUGAUGAGAUGUAUGUAAGUUACUUCACUUGGAGGAGGUACCUUAAGGCCAAGCCCCACCUCCAGAGAAUAGAGCAAGAGUUUUCUCAACCUGUUUGUUUAGCCUGUGAAUACAUGGCAAGAGACAAAGGAUAUUAUAAUGUUUUCCACGACGUUUAUGAAUGGUACUUUGUUUGAGUGUUUAGCCAACAUUUUGUAAGCACAGAAAAUAUCUAUUUGGCUUAGCUACGUAAUUUAGCUUUCUUUUUUUGUAUCAAUUCAAAGUGUGGUCAUUCAAGGUUUCGGGCACUUUAAAAAAAUAUAUAUAUAUUUGUUUUGUAUAAUAGCCUCAGUUAUGAGGCUUACAUCUAAUUGUUGUAUAAGAUGAAUGAGUGAGGAUGAUACUGUUUGAAAUUGUGUAAUGUGAUUUUGGACUGUUUAAUGAAAACUCCAAUGGGAAUUGGAGUUUAACUAAGUCAGAGGACCGCCCAUGAGCACAGGUCGGUCAUCCUGGGACAGGCCCUUUUCUUCUCUUCUGAAUAAAACCCCCACCCGGGUUUUCUAUCACCAGACCAUGUUUCUCUCAAUUACGAGG